CGGGUCCAUAAUGAUAUUAAUCUGUAUCUGAAACAGUAACAAUCAACAUGUUCAGCAAAAUCGUAGCUAUCAGCGUCAUCCUGGCCGCGGCCAACGCUGGUCUUUUAGGCCACGGUCACGCCGUCUCUUCCCAAAGCAUCGUCCGCCACGAUGAGGCCGUCGUACACGCCGCCCCUGUAGCCCACUACGCCGCUCCUGUCGCCCACUACGCUGCCCCCGUCGCCCACUACGCCGCCCCCGCUGCUCAUUAUGAUGGCCACGAUGAAUAUGCUCACCCCAAAUACGAUUUCUCAUACUCCGUGGCUGACCCCCACACCGGUGACCACAAGUCCCAGCACGAGAGCCGCGACGGAGACGCCGUGCACGGCUCCUACUCCCUGGUGCAGCCCGACGGCUCCGUGCGCAAGGUCGACUACUCCGCUGAUGCCCACAACGGCUUCAACGCUGUCGUGCACAACUCUGCCCCUGCCGCGCACCCCGCACCCGCUGUACAUGCUACCCCCGUUGUCCACGCCGCCCCCGUUGUUCACGCCGCCCCUGUUGUCCACGCCGCCGUUCCCGUUGUCCACGCCGCCCCCGUUGUACACGCUGUCCCCGUUGUACACGCUGCCCCCGUUGUCCACGCCGCCCCCGUUGUGCAUGCAGCUCCCGUUGUACACGCUGUCCCCGUUGUCCACGCCGCUCACGCUCAUGCCUACCAUCAUUACUCACAAUCAAAAAUGUUCAGCAAAAUCGUAGCUAUCAGCGCUCUCCUGGCUGCUGCCAACGCUGGGCUCUUAGGCCAUGGACACGCCGUCUCUUCCCAAAGCAUCGUCCGCCACGAUGAGGCCGUGGUACACGCCGCUCCUGUAGCGCAUUACGCCGCUCUCGUUGCCCACUACGCCGCUCCCGUUGCCCACUACGCUGCCCCCGUCGCCCACUACGCUGCCCCUGCAGCCCACUACGAUGGUCAUGAUGAAUACGCACACCCUAAAUACGACUUCGCCUACUCCGUGGCCGACCCCCACACCGGCGACCACAAGUCCCAGCACGAGAGCCGCGACGGAGACGCCGUGCACGGCUCCUACUCCCUGGUGCAGCCCGACGGCUCCGUGCGCAAGGUCGACUACUCCGCUGACGCCCACAACGGAUUCAACGCUGUCGUACACAACUCCGCCCCGGCCGCACACCCCGCCCCCGCUGUACACGUUGCUCCCGCCGUGCACGCCAUCCCCGUUGUCCACGCCGCCCCCGUUGUCCACGCUGCUCCCGCUCAUGCCUAUCAUCAUUGGUUCAACGUAACUAGAAUUCCAAAAAUGUUUACCAAAGUUGUAGCUAUCAGCGCCAUUCUGGCCGCGGCCAACGCUGGACUCUUAGGCCACGGACACGCUGUCUCUUCCCAAAGCAUCGUCCGCCAUGAUGAAACCGUUGUACACGCCGCCCCUGUAGCGCACUACGCCGCUCCCGUCGCCCACUACGCCGUACCCGUAGCUCACUACGCCGCACCCGUAGCGCAUUACGCCGCUCCUGCUGCUUACUACAAUGGCCACGAUGAAUACGCUCAUCCCAAAUACGACUUCUCCUACUCCGUGGCUGACCCCCACACCGGCGACCACAAGUCCCAGCACGAGAGCCGCGACGGAGACGCCGUGCACGGCUCCUACUCCCUGGUGCAGCCCGACGGCUCCGUGCGCAAGGUCGACUACUCCGCUGAUGCCCACAAUGGUUUCAACGCCGUCGUGCACAACUCCGCCCCCGCCGUGCACCCUGCUGCCCCUGCUCAUGGAUACCAUCAUUACUAAACAAUUAUAACUAGUCAAUCUGCUAUCGCCAAAUACUUGUGAUAAAAUGUUUUCUUAAUUUUUUUGCCAUGCAUAUUGUAUGAAAACUGAAUAAACUAUUGAACAAAAAAUACUA
Manduca sexta (tobacco hornworm) is the source of this 1896-nucleotide messenger RNA. RefSeq lists its product as uncharacterized. The record is from RefSeq and is a predicted model, not a curated record. NCBI's taxonomy places the organism in Eukaryota, Metazoa, Arthropoda, Insecta, Lepidoptera, Sphingidae. Gene Ontology annotation, cellular component: extracellular matrix. The transcript has 10 exons. Bases 48 to 1781 code for a protein of 577 amino acids.